GAUGUCCACAGGAGGAGAAGGAGCCCUGUCUGGCCGCCUGGCCAUAGUGACUGGCGGAGGAGGAGGCAUCGGUGGCGCCGUCUGUCGGGUGCUGGCGGAGAAAGGAGCCCGUGUGGUGGUCGCCGGACGCACGCUGGAAGCGGUGGAAGCUGUGGUCGCGGCGCUGCCAGGUUGCCUCGAUCACCGAGCCAUGCAAGUGGACGUUGGUGACGCAGCCUCGGUAGAGCGCCUAUUUGACGCCGUGAAGACGUUCAGCCCAGUGACCGCCAAUAUUCUGGUCAACUGCGUCGGCUAUGUGGACUUAGAGACACCGACGGCUGUCGAUAUGAGCGAGGACAGCUUCGACCGCACGGUUCGGGUAAAUCUCAAGGGCCCGUUCCUGGUCAGCCGAGCAGCGGCGCGUGCCAUGCUGCAAGCCGGGGUCACGGAUGGAGCAAUUGUCAACGUGUCCAGCCGUGCUGCUAACGAUGCCAUGCCGCGCUUCUCGGUAUACGCUGCCUGCAAAGCCGGGAUCGUGUCCUUUACGCGCUGUAUGGCGGCCGAGCUUGCUUCGCGGGGCAUCCGCUGCAAUUGCGUGAUGCCCGGACUGACGGAUUCACCGCCCGUGCUCAGCAUGCGCGAUGAAAUGCGCAACGCCCUGUGUGCAAGUAUUCCCCUCGGUCGACCAGCCACCACCAGAGAAAUCGCAGAAGUCGUUGUGUUCCUCUGCUCUGACGAGAGCUCGUACGUGGUGGGCGCCGCUUGGGUUGUGGCCGGAGGGAAGCAGUAGACGAGCCACUAGCAAGAGUCCUCCGGGGAGGUUGAUACAAGGGGUGUCCUAGCUAAUGUCAGUACGGAUCUGAAAUAACAAAUACUACUGCAUUCUGCACAGAUGAAGCUUACAUGUACGAUAGUGUUCGCAAUUACCUUUUUUUAAAGACGCGAUGUAAUAGGAUUAGCUGGCGCCUUUAGGCGGCACCGGCUACUCUUCGUCGCUUGGCAAAAAAAUAAAUAAAUAAAAUUUGAUAUAAUUUGAAUCGAAAUGCGGUCAACAGUAUCACGAGAACAGCCAGCCAGCAAUACCACAAAGCAAUUUUAUUCUGUACACGAAUCGAGGGACGCCCAGAAGGUGAACAUUUUCUAGAAGGUGAACAUCUUUUUUUCAGAACUUGAACAUUUUCUAGAAGGAGAACCUCUUUUCCGAGGAGGCAUAAAGAAGCUCCUACUAGGGGCAUCAUAUCUGUGCCGUCCUGAGAGCCCACGAUGCGAUGACCAGGCUCGGCCUGCCUGUCGCAACGUGGGAGCGGGCCGCAGCGCGAUGAUCGCGUAUCUCAGGACUCUCAGUAAAUUUUUUCAUCCAUCUACCUAUCCAUAAAGAUAUUCAGUUACCCAGAUGAGUACACAGACCAUAAGUAUACUCUUACAUAAUAUACCAAAUAAACCGUUGUCAAACUAACAAGUAUAGUCAUUG
This is a messenger RNA of Dermacentor albipictus, 1450 nucleotides long. RefSeq names its product (3R)-3-hydroxyacyl-CoA dehydrogenase-like. Lineage: Eukaryota; Metazoa; Arthropoda; Arachnida; Ixodida; Ixodidae. The record is from RefSeq and is a predicted model, not a curated record. Gene Ontology annotation, molecular function: oxidoreductase activity, acting on the CH-OH group of donors, NAD or NADP as acceptor.